Molecule: messenger RNA, 1748 nt
Organism: Salarias fasciatus (jewelled blenny)
Lineage: Eukaryota; Metazoa; Chordata; Actinopteri; Blenniiformes; Blenniidae
Product: histone-binding protein RBBP7
Exons: 12
Coding region: 151-1473 (440 amino acids)
Molecular function (GO): protein binding
Source: RefSeq, a predicted model, not a curated record
UGACGCACGCGCAGUCUGCAGCGGCAUUUCGGCGGUGAAAAGGAAGGAGCGACGCAACCGGAGCGGCGCGGAGGCGAAACAGGGGCUCAUAGCGACAACGCCAAGUUAGCGUGCUUCCCAGCAUCGCGACAGAGAGCAGAGUUCGGGGACAUGGCGGAUAAAGAAGUGUAUGAUGAUGCAGUGGAGGAAAGGGUGAUCAAUGAGGAGUACAAGAUCUGGAAGAAAAACACCCCUUUCCUCUACGACCUGGUGAUGACCCACGCCCUGGAGUGGCCCAGUCUCACUGUGCAGUGGCUUCCAGAUGUCAACAGGCCAGAGGGGAAGGACUACACAGUGCACAGGCUGGUUUUGGGGACCCAUACAUCUGACGAGCAAAACCAUCUCGUGAUUGCGAGCGUCCAGGUACCAAACGACGAUGCGCAGUUUGAUGCCUCGCAUUACGACAGCGAGAAAGGAGCAGCUUCAGAUAAACUACAGCCCGAGCUUGCUGUCUUUUCAGAGUUUGGUGGGUUUGGUUCCGUCAGUGGGAAAAUAGAGAUCGAGAUCAAGAUCAACCACGAGGGAGAGGUGAACCGAGCACGCUACAUGCCGCAGAGCCCCUGCAUCAUCGCCACCAAAACUCCCACCUCUGACGUGCUGGUGUUUGACUACACUAAACACCCCUCCAAGCCAGAUCCGAGUGGGGAGUGCAGUCCUGACCUCAGGCUGAAAGGACACCAGAAGGAAGGCUACGGUCUCUCCUGGAAUCCAAACCUUAGUGGAAACCUGCUCAGUGCCUCCGAUGACCAUACCAUCUGCCUAUGGGACAUCGGGGCCAGCUCGAAGGAAGGCAAGGUGGUGGACGCCAAGACCAUCUUCACCGGCCACACUGCAGUGGUGGAAGACGUCUCCUGGCAUUUGCUCCACGAGUCGCUGUUCGGCUCCGUCGCCGACGAUCAGAAGCUCAUGAUAUGGGACACUCGCUCUCACAACACCUCUAAAGCCAGCCACGCUGUGGACGCUCACACUGCCGAGGUCAACUGCCUGAGCUUCAACCCCUACAGCGAGUUCAUCCUGGCCACCGGCUCCGCGGACAAGACUGUUGCUUUGUGGGACCUGAGGAACCUGAAACUCAAGCUGCACUCCUUCGAAUCCCAUAAAGAUGAGAUUUUCCAAGUCCAGUGGUCUCCUCACAACGAGACCAUCCUGGCCUCCAGCGGCACCGACCGGCGUCUCAACGUCUGGGACCUCAGUAAAAUCGGAGAGGAGCAAUCGGCAGAGGAUGCCGAGGAUGGACCGCCGGAGCUGCUGUUCAUCCACGGUGGACACACGGCCAAGAUCUCAGACUUCUCCUGGAACCCCAACGAACCCUGGGUCAUCUGCUCGGUGUCCGAGGACAACAUCAUGCAAGUGUGGCAGAUGGCGGAGAACAUCUACAACGACGAGGAGCCGGACAACACGCCUGCUUCAGAGCUGGAGGCUCAGGGGUCGUAACCCUCCUGCAGCCCUGUCCCGUGUCGACUCCUCCUCAUUCCCAGAGCUUCACGCCCAGUCCAGCCUCUCCUUUUCCCCCUCUGGCUUAUCUCAAGUGCAACAGGAGCUGCUGGGGAGUCGGAGGCAGCUCAGACCGUUGGCUCCCGUCUCAUUUUGCUUUCACCCAGGUACCUAAAAGCACAGAACGCUCGGAAAAAAAAAAAAAAAAAAAGAUUUGAAACGCUGUCCCUGCUCAGGUGGUCUCUCCAGCAGUGUUUGUGGUGAACCAAUGCAAA